This is a messenger RNA of Hemibagrus wyckioides, 2680 nucleotides long. RefSeq names its product DEAF1 transcription factor (gene deaf1). NCBI's taxonomy places the organism in Eukaryota, Metazoa, Chordata, Actinopteri, Siluriformes, Bagridae. Gene Ontology annotation, biological process: regulation of transcription by RNA polymerase II. The record is from RefSeq and is a predicted model, not a curated record. Gene Ontology annotation, cellular component: nucleus. Gene Ontology annotation, molecular function: DNA-binding transcription factor activity, RNA polymerase II-specific; DNA binding. The coding region runs from base 258 to 1901 and encodes 547 amino acids. The transcript has 13 exons.
UUAUUUCCGCCGCGUCUCCUUCCUGUCCUGCUGAUCGUCCCGCAUUAAGAAAGGUGGCAGCCAUUACCUUUUCAUUACGUAAAAGGUCGCGUAAAAGCAUACAAGUCGCAAGAAUUUACGGUUUUUAUUACGCUGUUUGUGAUUAUUGUACACAGUAGUGCAUUCGUGCAGUGCACACUGAACGAGGCGGAGUCAGCUGCCGAUUUGUGUCUCUCGGCUGUGUUCGGCUGUAGUCGUGUGCCGCUGUGCUAAAUGAGAUGGACACAAGCGAGGCGGUUGUGAAACGGAUUAGGUUAGCCAGAGCGGAGGAGGAGAAGACCGGGGAACUGGAGGAAGAGGAGGAGGGGGAGGAAGAGGAGGAGGAAGAGGAGGGAGAGCGUUCCGAAAGCGAGCCGGACGAUGCCGAAGUUAGCACGAUGCCCGGCAUGACGGAAGCAAGCAACAUCGCCAUAGCCGAGUCUCUGCCGAACACAGACGACGGCGAAGCGCCGUUUGCGGAGGUUACAACUGUUACAGUGAGUGAUGUCCAGAAUGCAGAUGACAACGUUUUCUCAACAUCUGUUGCCAGAGCAGCCUCCAUCCCUGAACAUGUGCUUACAGGUAGAACCACUCUGCAGAUUGGGGACAGUCUCAGCACACAAAAGGCCACCCUGAUUGUUGUGCACACGGAUGGGAGUAUAGUGGAUGCCACAGGCCUGAAAGCUACAGCAGCUCCUAUGACAACAGGACCUCAGACUCCCUCCACCCCGAUGACUCCGAGCCAUGAGAAAGAUGUGAACAAGUAUAACUGGGAUCCAUCUGUGUAUGACAACGAGCUGCCUGUGCGCUGCAGGAACACUAGCGGUAUCCUCAACAAGAACAGACUGGGAUCAGGUGGUAAAGGACGCUGCAUCAAAUACAACAAUACCUGGUACACUCCAACAGAGUUUGAAGGGCUGGCUGGAAGAGCUAGCAGCAAAGACUGGAAGAGGAGCAUUCGUUAUGCUGGGAGACCUCUCCAAUGCCUUAUACAGGAGCGCAUCCUCAACCCACAUGCUGCCUCUUGUACAUGUGUGGCCUGCUGUGAUGAUAUGGCUGUGAACAAGGACGGAUCCUUUGGAGGCGACAGCAUAUCUAUGACUGGACCUGUGCGGCUUUUUGUCCCUUACAAGAGGCGGAAGAAAGAGAGUGAACGUCCAGCAUCUCCAGAAAAGAAGGAGGCACCCUCACCCAAGAACAUUACUUUAGCACCUGGGGCUGCAUGUAUAUGUUUUCCUCUCUUCUCCCUCACAGUGACCCCAUCGGGCCAGCUCACCACUACUGGCACACUGACCUUUGAUCGAACGGCAACUGGAGAUGCGACGACCAUCAUUUCUGACAGCCCUGCCGCUUCAGAUGUCUUCAGCAGCACAGCAGUGCUGACCACUCUGCCGGCUCUGACGGUCGUCCCUCAGCAGCCCAUUUUACAAGCUAAAGCUCCUGCUGCAGCUAGAGUGGCCAACGGCUUGGAGAUGAGUGAGCAGCGCACCUGGCUGUACUUAGAGGAGACAGCCAACACACUACUCAACACUGUCCAGCAGCUCAAAGCAUUCAUUGCCCAGGCCAAACAGGCCAGCCAAGCCAGCAGCAGCCUGGAGAAAAGCAACUGCAGCAGGAAGGAUUCUUUUGCCAGCCAACUGUCGCUUACUGAUGACACAGAGGGGAAGAUUACUGAAAUUAUCAUCAAGCAUACUUGUGUGAACUGUGGACGUGAAGCAUCCAGCGAAUGUGCAGGUUGCCACAAAGUCUACUACUGUUCAAACUUCUGCCAAAAAAAGGACUGGAAAGAUCACCAGCACAGUUGCUGUCGGCCCAUUGUUGCUGUGGGAGUUCAUGACGAGGCUCACAUAGCCAGCAUGGAGGUGGAGAAAGUCAAGGCGUAGCCCCAGUAUGGAUACAUGCAGUGGAUUUAGAAUAUUCACCCUCAAACACCAUGAUGUAGAAAUACACUAUAAGGCCAAAAGUAUGUGGUCACCUGACCAAACCUGUAACAACAUGUAAAUGUGCCCAAAAAGCUCCAUGAACACAGAGGCAGAGAACAUAAAACAUGUUUGAAAUGUACUGGAACACUGACUGAUGCCACUCAAAUAUAACAGCAAAUGUGGAAUAAAUCUGAAACUGGAUGUUCAAGAAGCACAUAUAGGAUUGUUGACAAGCAUUUGGAGUUUAACUCGUUCUUUGCUGUUGUUUAUCAGCACUAAUAAUCUGAAUCUCUUGAAUAUGUUUUGCUUAAACAAAGACAGGACACAUUUUUAAAAAGACUUUUUGUGCUACAUUCCUAGAGGAGCAUACUCUAAUGCCAGAGACUGAAAGGAAACAUCUAAGAUGAGGAAAUCGGUCUUAACACACAAAAAAAAUUUAUGUGAUUAAAAAGAUUGAUAUGGUUAAUACACAUCAAUCCACAAGCCAGGAAAGUCAGGAAAAGGAAGCAUGAUGUCAUUUGAGAAAUAAGAGGUGAGCAGAAAGAAACACAAUAUAAGACUUUGUUUAUGCCUUGCACAUUUGAUAGUAUUUUUAAUUAAACGAAUAACAUGUCAAAGUGCAAUUUGAUGUGUAACAACUACCAUCAUUGAUUAUUACUGAUAGUAUUAAGUGAGUUGGUUUGAAUCACUCAAAACUGAAAUGUUCUGCAAGUUUAAUUAAAAUGUUUUGCUGACUGACA